GGAGUUCUUCUUGAAGAUCCUGUGUGUGUUUAGAAAUCUGAUGAAGCUCAGUAUUUUCCCCCGUGACUGGAACAUCAUGAGGCUCCUCACCAGCAACAUCAUCCUGACGACCGUUCAGUACCUGUCUCCUGCUCUGCACAAGAACUUCACUGAAGCAGAAUUUGACUUUAAGGUGUGGAACUCCUACUUCAGUCUGGCGGUGCUGUACAUCAACCAGCCCAGUUUACAGCUGGAAAACCUGAGUCCUGCCAAGAGGAAGAAGAUCUUAGAUAAGUAAGAACGCACAUGAACGCACACUCACACAAAUA
Messenger RNA from Monopterus albus (swamp eel), 308 nucleotides. RefSeq names its product dedicator of cytokinesis protein 3-like. Gene Ontology annotation, molecular function: small GTPase binding; guanyl-nucleotide exchange factor activity. The record is from RefSeq and is a predicted model, not a curated record. The coding region runs from base 41 to 277 and encodes 78 amino acids. Gene Ontology annotation, biological process: small GTPase-mediated signal transduction. Gene Ontology annotation, cellular component: cytoplasm; plasma membrane. Lineage: Eukaryota; Metazoa; Chordata; Actinopteri; Synbranchiformes; Synbranchidae. The transcript is spliced from 3 exons.